CCCACCGACAGCCAGACGGACACCAAGCAUCCGGAUGAAGACGUCCAGUUCCAGAGACAUUUGACUCGACGAGUUCACGGCCAGCGGGUCAGGAUUAAAAGAUUAACGAGGACGCAUUAGCUCGGCGCCAAUUAGGAUUCCUCCCCCGACUCGGCUGACUUCUCAUGGCUGAUGAGGAUGGCUUUAAUCCGUGUGUGACUGAGAGGAGGAGCGACAGGCUCCACCUGUCUUCCCUUUUCCGCGGCGGGCUGGCGACUAGAAAGCAGCCGUCAUUUAUUAGCGGUGGUAUGCCGAUACCGGGGGGCCGGCGGCGCGAACCCCCUCGGUCACCGGAUCGGCGGCAGCUGCUCGGCCCCCCGGUGCUAUUUUCACCCUCAGGAUAAAGUGAUGUGCAGCCGCCCGCCCGCCUCCAGCAGCUCCAAUCUGCAGCCAGGAUGAGGUCCACUGCCGGCAGCGCCUCCGACCUGGACAGCUGCAGCGACAGCUCCGACUGGAAGUCCACCGGGGACUGCAGCCCCCGCGGGGAGCCGGAGGAGGAUGGGUGCGGCAGGCGGAGCAGCAGGAGGAUGCGGAGGCGGCGGCGGAGACGCGGCAGCGGCGAGGACGCGUGCGGCGGUGCGAGCAAGCAGCGGCAAGCGGCCAACGCGCGGGAGCGGGACAGGACGCACAGCGUGAACACGGCCUUCACGGCGCUGCGCACGCUCAUUCCCACCGAGCCCGUGGACAGGAAGCUCUCCAAGAUCGAGACGCUGCGCCUGGCCUCCAGCUACAUCUCGCACCUGGCCAACGUGCUGCUGCUCGGGGAGGACUGCCGCGACGCACAGCCGUGCCUCGGCUACCAGAGCGUCCUGCACGGCGCCGCGCCGCUCAACGCGCCCUCGCUGCGGUCCAUCUGCACGUUCUGCCUCGGCAAGCAGAGGAAACUGCUCCGAGAUGGAGGGAAGCACGCCGUGUGAAGGACGGGGAUGGAACCCUCGACCUCCAAGCUGUUUACAUGUUGUUGUACAUAUAUAAAUAUUUUUAUUCUGUGACCAGAGACACAAAUCGACAGUGAAAAAGCACUUUUCUGUUCACGUGGCCGGAGGCUGUGUUUUGGUUGAGCUGUAACAGGAGCCCAUGUGUAGAGUUGCACCUGACGGGGGGCUAUUUUCAUCCUUCAAAUAGUACAAACUUUAACCCCCCCCACGUGAAGUAAACUGAAGAGCAGCGGUUGCUGUCAGUUGAGAGGGGCCAAUGAUGCCUUGAAGGGCCGUCGGACACACGCCGAUUAUUCACUUUAAAGGAGCAUCAGCCGACUCUAGUGGUGAACGGCAGGUACUGUAUGUGGAGUCAAAUCCAGGCCAAGAGUUGUUAGUUUGGAAAAAAGAUUUGAACCUGGUAAUGCAAGUUUUAGGUUUGUGAACAUUGACAAAUUCAUACAAUUGUUUGAAAUAAAUAAGUGUAUGUAUUCA
Messenger RNA from Pseudoliparis swirei, 1451 nucleotides. RefSeq names its product transcription factor 15. The record is from RefSeq and is a predicted model, not a curated record. The coding region runs from base 435 to 956 and encodes 173 amino acids. The transcript has 4 exons. NCBI's taxonomy places the organism in Eukaryota, Metazoa, Chordata, Actinopteri, Perciformes, Liparidae. Gene Ontology annotation, molecular function: DNA-binding transcription factor activity, RNA polymerase II-specific; protein dimerization activity; RNA polymerase II transcription regulatory region sequence-specific DNA binding. Gene Ontology annotation, biological process: regulation of transcription by RNA polymerase II; developmental process.